UACACAUUCAUCGCCGCUCCCACUACCGUCGCUCACAGAGAGUCCUGUGGUGCUGUGUGGCAAGGAGAGUGACUCAGUCAGUGCCGUCAGAUGUGAUGUUGAUUAUCGGAGCGUUGUCUUCGCUUGGUUGGGACUCUGUCUGAAUCGAGGAGAACCAUCUGAUUCCCUAAGACGUUUCCCCUGAGUGACCGCGGCCACGGUCUUCUAUCCUACAAUGCCACCUCUUCCAGCGGCCGUCGAGAAGUGUCUGUCUUCGAAAUACCAGUAUGUCCACAAGGCUCGGAAGGACAUCCAGGCGGCGUCCGACCAUUACAAAGGCCUAAUCCCGAAGGCAGAAACAUUCAUUUUCAAUGACGGGAGCUCAAAGGAGCUUGUUUGCCUUGACGGCACGAUACCUGUCCGAUACAAAGGCAAGUCCUACUACUUCCCGGUACGGGUCUGGGUCUUGGACACCCACCCGUAUCAUGCUCCGCUGUGCUUCGUGUGCCCCACCCCGACGAUGCAGAUAAAAGUAUCCCGUAACGUCGAUGAAAGCGGUCGAGUUUAUCUACCCUACCUCCACGAUUGGAACGGCAACACUGGCAGUGACAUCGUCGGAGUCCUUAAGGUCAUGAUCAUGGUGUUCAGCGAGACUCCCCCGGUAUUCUCGAAACCACUUGGAGAGCUUAAUCAAACACCGAGACACACGGCUACCCCAUACCCCUCGAGCAGCGCUUCCGGUUUCCCGAUGCCCUACCCCAGCUCCUCGAGCGUGAACUACCCGAGUCCGUCUAGCAACCCUGGCUUUGGCAGUUCGAACAACAACACGCUCAGCAUCACUGAUGAGCACAUACGUAUCAGUCUCCUGUCUGCCGUGGAGAGCAGAAUCACCGAUCGAGCCCUGGAAUUCGAACAAAAAUCGAAAGCCGAGGAGGAAGUUCUGAAGAAAACGAACGAAGAAUUAAUACAAGGCAAAGCCAAGCUCCAGAAGUUCAUGAGCGACAUGGAAAACGACUGUCGCGAGUUGGACAGCAACCUCACCGUACUCCGAGAGAAGAAUGAGCAGUUGAAAUUGGCUGUCGAGCAAAUGUCCGAUUCUGAGAACGGAGGUGUUGAUAUCGAUAACGCGGUCACAACCACAGCGCCUCUCUACCGCCAGCUGGUGAACGCCUACGCCGAGGAAAGCGCCGUCGAAGACGCGAUCUACUACAUCGGAGAAGGUCUCAGGAAGGAGGUGAUCGACUUGGAUACCUUCUUAAAGCACGUACGAGAGCUCUCCAGGAAACAGUUCAUGCUCAGGGCUCUCAUGCAGAAAUGCCGUCAGAAAGCGGGGCUUCCGUCGAUGUGAGAUUGCUUUUGGCGAGAACGAUUGAGUGAUUGGACGUCAGACUCGGACCGGCACGUUGCAUCCAUCCUGUUAAUAUAUUAUGUGUCUAGUUGAGGAUCUGAUAAGACAGCGGUACAUAAUAAUAAAGGAUUUACCC
Galendromus occidentalis (western predatory mite) is the source of this 1463-nucleotide messenger RNA. It is a transcript of the gene TSG101, whose product is annotated as tumor susceptibility gene 101. Gene Ontology annotation, molecular function: ubiquitin binding. Gene Ontology annotation, biological process: protein transport; endosome to lysosome transport; protein modification process. Lineage: Eukaryota; Metazoa; Arthropoda; Arachnida; Mesostigmata; Phytoseiidae. The record is from RefSeq and is a predicted model, not a curated record. The transcript is spliced from 6 exons. Gene Ontology annotation, cellular component: ESCRT I complex. The coding region runs from base 215 to 1327 and encodes 370 amino acids.